GGCGCAGAACACGUACCCACCGCUCGCCAUGGCCGCCGCCGCGCUCCUCCUCCUCCUGCCAAUAAUCAUGGUCGCCGUACCUGCGGCAUCGGCGGCGGGCGGCGAGAAGAGCACGCACAUCAAGCUGUACUGGCACGACGUGGUGAGCGGGCCGAGCCCGACGGCGGUGCCGGUGGCGCGCGCGCCGGCGACCAACGCCUCCCGGACGGGCUUCGGCGCCGUGGUGGUCAUCGACGAUCCGCUCACCCAGGGCCCCGACCGCAAGACCUCCAAGCCCCUAGGCCGCGCGCAGGGCACCUACAUCGCCGCCGGCAAGGACGAGGUGUCCCUGGCGAUGAACAUGAACUUCGUGUUCCAGGCCGGCAGGUACAACGGCAGCACCGUCGCCAUCAUGGGCCGGAACGCGGUGUUCGACGCCGUCCGGGAGAUGGCCAUCGUCGGCGGCACCGGCGUGUUCAGGAUGGCGCGAGGGUACGCGCAGGCACGGACGCACACGUUGGACCUCAAGACUGGCGACGCCACCGUCGAGUACAACCUCUACAUCAAGCACUGAUCUGAUCUUCCGAGUGCUCGGCGAGCCUCGAAUUAAUUAAUAUAUAUCGGCUUUGAUUGUUAGCGAUUAUAUAUGAAGAUGAAUUCAUGGACAAGAAUAAAACUAGAUGAUUGCGACA
Messenger RNA from Panicum hallii, 671 nucleotides. RefSeq names its product dirigent protein 22-like. The record is from RefSeq and is a predicted model, not a curated record. NCBI's taxonomy places the organism in Eukaryota, Viridiplantae, Streptophyta, Magnoliopsida, Poales, Poaceae. The coding region runs from base 29 to 553 and encodes 174 amino acids. The transcript has a single exon.